CUUUCGCCCGAAAAUCUAUUUAAGCAACAUGCAACGUUACAGUUUUAAAAUUUUUUUCGCCCGCCCCGCAGCAUCCGUUCGCAAUUAGAACAAAAAAGGUUACAUUUGAAAUCAUUAAAAAACGUGUCGAUUGGCUUCUGGUGAAAAACGACUCACGGUUUUUACCUAUAAUAUCCUUCACAACCCUGCCAGCAGCCGAGUGUUUUGUGCGCCGGAGCAAAGCUUCCUUGAAUUCCGUCGCUGCGAGUCGCGUCGAGAGCAUUACGGAUGCGAAUCCGAGUGGCGACAAAAGUGGGCAUCAAACGGAGCCAAAUUACGGUAGUGAAAAAAUUGUGGGGUGCUGCUGAGUUUUGUGCAAUUAUAGUUGACGAAUCAAAGGAUCUGAAGUGCGGCGACUGAAAAUUACGACCCAUCCAGUUUCGUCCUGUUCAGCGGAAACGAUGUGUAUGUGUGCGGGCUUUACAUAAUGGAACAAUUCAAAUGAAGGACACGGCGGCAGAAACUACAGCGCGAUGGCGCCCGUCACCCGCAGCAGCAGUGGCACUGGCACAAUAUUAAUCCUUGAGAGCAGCGCCGCCCGAUGAAGGAUUGCAGCAUGGCCCGCACAGGCACAUGCACAUUCGCAUUCGAGUUAACGUUCACAGGCACUGGCAGCAUAAAUAACGCAAGGACAUGGACGGCGCAACGAACGCGACGAGGACAAAGGCCCACGGCCUGUGACAGAAAUAAACGCCACCACCUACUCGCCCUCGCCAAAAGCUAACCGACUAAAACGCAAACCAAACCCAAACCCCCGCCCACUUACACACACACACACAGACACACACACCUCGAGUGAUAUUAUUUUUAAUGCAAUCAAAGUGCUAAGUGAGUUUGCCAAAAAGCAGAGAGAGACUACAAAACUAAAGCAAACCGAGAGUGAGAGUCGAAGUCGAAGUCGUCGCCAUCGCUGUCAUCGCCAGGUCUUAACCCAAUUUGGGAACUUUGUCCUUUGAGAGCGACCCGCAGACCCCAGAAAGGACGAGCAGGACGAAGCCGAGAAACCCAUAUGGACGACGGCAGGUGCAGCCCGGUUAGCCAGGUGAGCAGCCAGGAAAAGCCCUGCAAACUGUACCGCAAAAGGAGGCGACGCCAGUGAACCAACGAUCCACCACCCAAUACUCGCCUAAAUGAAGAAUGAAGAAACAAAAUGUGCGCACGAUAUCCUUGAUCGUGUGUACAUUUACCUACUUGCUUGUCGGCGCCGCCGUCUUUGACGCCCUCGAAUCGGAAACGGAAAAGCGUCGUUGGGAGGCGCUGCAAGAUGCCGAGGACAUGAUAAUACGCAAAUACAACAUCUCGCUGGAGGACUUCAAAGUAAUGGAGACUGUGGUGCUCAAAUCGGAAUCGCACAAGGCCGGCCAGCAGUGGAAAUUCACCGGUGCAUUUUAUUAUGCAACCACGGUGCUAACCACAAUAGGCUACGGACAUUCAACGCCCAGCACGGUGGGUGGAAAGCUCUUCACAAUGUGCUACGCCAUCGUGGGGAUUCCCCUGGGCCUCGUUAUGUUCCAGAGCAUCGGAGAAAGAGUGAAUAGACUGAGCAGCUAUGUUAUCAAGGCGGUCCGCUCCUCGCUGCGCUGCAAAAGGACCGUCGCCUCGGAAGUGGACCUUAUAUGUGUUGUGACCACACUCAGUUCGCUGACGAUAGCCGGCGGUGCUGCGGCCUUUUCGAAAUUUGAGGGCUGGAGCUACUUCGAUUCAGUAUAUUACUGUUUUAUUACUUUAACCACAAUAGGCUUUGGCGACAUGGUAGCCCUGCAGCGGGACAACGCACUGAACCGGAAGCCCGAAUACGUGAUGUUCGCACUGAUAUUUAUACUAUUCGGUCUGGCCAUCGUGGCCGCCUCGCUGAAUUUGUUAGUACUUAGGUUUGUUACAAUGAAUACCGAGGAUGAGCGACGCGACGAGGCCCAGGCCAUGCAGGCGCUGCAAGUGGCUGUGAAGCUGGAGGGCGAUGUGAUAACAUCCAAUGGAUCCAUUCUCAGCGGCUACGAGGGACACGAUGGCCAAUCUCUGAACGGAAGCACCAACUCGUCCAUGUGCUCGUGCCACUGCAUGUGUCUCAACGGAAACCGACACAAAAAAAGUAAAAGCUUGGGAAAGAACAACGAUGCAGAAAAUCAAUACAAAUUGAGGAGAUCGCCCACUCACAUCCGACACCUGCUGCCGGAGGUGGUGCCCAUGCAGGAUUUGAACUACGACUACGACACCCAGAGUCUGCACACUUUGGCCGAUCGCGGGACCAUGGACAGCAGCUAUAUGGGCGUGGACAUGGUGGACAUGGCGGAUACGGCGAGCAUCGAGCUGCGGCCGCAUACGUUGCUGAAGCGCAAUGUCUCACAGCUCUCCAUUCGCAUCUAGGAACUGGGGGAGGGAGGCUAUAUUAAAUAUUGGUGGAGGCUUAGCGGGUUGCAGGCACAACGAAGUGGCAGAACCGCCCUCGCCAAAAACGACUUACAAAUCGAAAGUGAUAACAAGGCUCUAAAUAGUACUUAAAUACUUAUAUAGAUUCGCUAACUGACACGUAGGACACGAUUGAGGUGGGCGUUUGGAUAAUGUGCCAUUUAUAUUAUUUACAAUGUGAACUAGUGCAUAGAUCUAUACAACACGUAGUGGGCAUGGUAGCGACUAAUCCUAUACGUUUACAUAUACACCACUUACAACUAGAGCACUAUACAAUUGAAUGUAAACCACUGCCAUUUCCGAGCGAUAGAACCUAGAAGCGAUGCGCAAGAUUAUGGAACGGCAACACUCACUUGUAGUCUUUCUAUUUUAACACUAACAUCCAGUCAUCAGAAGCCGUAAAUAUACAGAAUCCGAUGAACUCGAGCCAAAAUCAACCAUAGUAUUACUACGUUUAUACGCCAGACAUUUAAAAAAAAUAUUUAUUUAAAUUAAAUUAAAUCGUAAAUUCUGAUCCCAUUAUUCAAAUCUUCAAAUGGGUUUCGAAAUUCUGUUAUAGUUUAAAUCCAUGCAAAUUUAAAGUGAAGGGUUUUGAAUACUGUUUCAAGGAAAGGACUAUUUCCAAAAUAAAAUUAUUAUUUAAUUUUUUUAAGUCAAACAAAAUAAUUUAUUAUCUAUUUAAAUGGCAACUAUUUGUGCAUAUAAACGUAGAAUACCAUUCAAGAGCCAAAAUAUCGCAAUGAAGUGUCAAAUUAAUGCUGUAAAUAUUCUAUAGCCGAUAAAUGUUAGAUAACGUUUGAAAAAUCAAUUUUAUUCAGACUUAUUAUGAUUACGUACUGUUUGAAGACAAACUUGGUAUUAGUUUACGAUAACGGUGCGCAUGUAGUUAGUAGCCACAACUAAGGCCACAUCCUCGAUCUACCCAAGUGUCAAAUACUUAGCUAGAAGCCCAAACAUUUCAGUCAACGCCAGUGCUCAAGUGACUCCACGAUGUGCCAAAUAACACACGCUUGCGGACAGCAAACAAAUAUUAUUACUUAAAUAUUUGGACCGUUCGCGUGUUAUAUAGACAGACAUACCGUCUUAGAUCCCAAGACCUUCUCCUAUCGCAUUUAUGCAAAGAAUGCAUUUAGUUACAGUUGUAGAUAAUGUCGAACCGAAUUCCCCACACUUAGUAUAAGCAUUCCAUAGAUAUUGUUUUAUGGCAUUCGCAUUUAAAAUAGAAUUUUCGAUGAUCUGUUCUAGUUAGUCGAUGCAUUUUUCAACGCCGAUUAUUGCUCAUUCGAGACGUCAAACGCUUCAAAACAAAAAAUCUUUUUUGUCCUUAUGUGCUUUGUAUAUAAUAGUAUACCUAAUUAAUAAAAGUAAUUACUUUGAAAAACGAUAUAUUGUUAAAACCGAAACUUUGUCAGUUUAUAAAACUUAGUUAUGUAUUUCAUUUAACUUGACGAUUUUUAGAAUGCUAAUUAAUUUCCAAAUUUUAAAUAUUUAACUAUAACAUUUUAGACAAUGUGGUUAAAAUUACCAAUGGAUUUCUUUAAAUUCAAGAUUAAUAAUAAAUCAAAUGAAAUUGUAAUUUUAAUUCAGGCAAAUAAUGCAAAAUAGUGAAAAUAAGACUUUGUAAUAUACUUGUAUUCCGAAAUUACCACAAACAAAAAACAAUAAACUAAAUUUAUAUAUGA
Molecule: messenger RNA, 4127 nt
Organism: Drosophila elegans
Lineage: Eukaryota; Metazoa; Arthropoda; Insecta; Diptera; Drosophilidae
Gene: Task6
Product: two pore potassium channel protein sup-9
Exons: 9
Coding region: 1177-2403 (408 amino acids)
Biological process (GO): potassium ion transmembrane transport; stabilization of membrane potential
Cellular component (GO): membrane
Molecular function (GO): potassium ion leak channel activity
Source: RefSeq, a predicted model, not a curated record